AUGAAAUUGAUUUUGAAGUUUUUCCUCAGGGGUUACCUGAAUUUACAUUCACAUGCUGCUGCCAAACUGGGCAAUUCAAAUAACUCGUCUUCGUUUCUUAAAGCAACAACCACAACUUUGCUUCACACCAUUGAUGAAUCAGAGAAAGAAUCUUAUGUUGCUCAUAUCAAUAGCUAUCUUAGAGAUGAUCCAUUUAUGAAGCAGUUUCUUCCCAUAGAUCCAGCUACCAAUGCUUUGUUUGAGCUGGCUAGAGAUGGAGUUCUUUUAUGUAAACUCAUCAAUGUUGCAGUGCCCAAUACAAUAGAUGAACGCGCUAUCAACACCAAAAGAGUACUGAAUCCAUGGGAAAGAAAUGAAAAUCAUACUCUUUGCCUUAACUCUGCUAAGGCUAUAGGAUGCACAGUAGUAAAUAUUGGCAACCAGGAUUUGGUUGAAGGAAGACCUCAUCUGGUUCUUGGCCUAAUUUCUCAAAUUAUAAAGAUCCAACUCCUGGCAGAUCUGAACCUUAGAAAGACGCCUCAACUUGUAGAAUUGGUGGAGGACAACAAUGAUGUGGAGGAGCUUAUGGGAUUAGCACCUGAGAAAGUCCUAUUAAAAUGGAUGAAUUUCCAUCUUAAGAAAGCAGGAUACAAGAAACCGGUUACAAAUUUCUCAUCUGAUCUCAAGGAUGGAGAAGCUUAUGCUUACCUGCUUAAUGUUCUUGCACCAGAACAUUGCAGCCCAGCGACAUUGGAUACCAAGGAUCCAGCUGAAAGGGCAAAUUUGGUACUUGAGCAUGCAGAAAAAAUGGAUUGCAAAAGAUACUUGGCUCCUAAAGAUAUCGUUGAAGGCUCUGCCAAUUUAAAUCUUGCAUUUGUUGCACAGAUUUUCCAUCAAAGGAAUGGUUUGUCUACUGAUAACAAGAAAAUUUCAUUUGCUGAGAUGAUGAGUGAUGAUGAAGAAAUGUCAAGAGAUGAAAGAUGUUUCAGGCUGUGGAUCAAUAGCCUUGGGAUUUCUUCUUAUGUCAACAAUCUGUUUGAGGAUGUCAGAAAUGGAUGGACGCUUCUGGAAGCUGUAGAUAAAGUUUCUGUGGGGUCCGUUAACUGGAAACAUGCAACUAAACCUCCUAUUAAGAUGCCAUUCAGGAAAGUUGAGAAUUGCAAUCAAGUUAUUAGGAUCGGAAAGCAGUUGAAGUUUUCUCUUGUUAAUGUAGCUGGAAAUGACUUUGUUCAAGGGAAUAAGAAACUCAUACUUGCUUUCUUGUGGCAGUUGAUGAGGUUUAAUAUGCUUCAACUUUUGAAGAACUUGAGAUCCCACUCUAAUGGGAUUGGGAAGGAGAUGACCGAUUCUGAUAUUUUGAAAUGGGCAAAUAGAAAAGUCAAAAGCACUGGAAGACUUUCUCAAAUGGAUAGCUUUAAGGAUAAGAGCCUUUCAAAUGGAAUAUUCUUCCUUGAGCUUCUGAGUGCAGUGGAGCCGAGGGUUGUCAACUGGAACCUCGUGACCAAGGGCGCAAGUGAUGAGGAGAAGAAGUUGAAUGCAACUUACAUAAUCAGUGUGGCAAGAAAGCUUGGGUGUUCACUUUUCUUGUUGCCUGAAGAUAUAAUGGAGGUGAAUCAGAAGAUGAUACUUAUGUUAACAGCAAGCAUUAUGUAUUGGAGCCUUCAGCAAUCUACAGAUGAGUCAGAAUCAUCUCCUUCUCCUUCUCCUUCAUCGGUUUCAGCAACUCCAGAAGCUUCACCAGCACCUUCUGUCAAUGGUGAUGAAGACAGCUCCAUCUCCAUGAGUGGCAGUGCUGUUGAAAUCUUCAACUUGUCCAUUGAUGAUGCAGCUUCUGAUACCACAGUCUCUUCUACUCAAGAAAACAACAAUGAUGCUGGUUUACAGUGAUACGUACGUUGCUUUUUUUUAUUAUUAUUAUUAUUUGUAAGUAAAAGAAAAAGGGAAAGGGGGCAAGAGACAGAGAGUGAGUAUACAUAAAUUGGAUAAAAGAAAGGGAACUAUAGGUAGACAACAUAUGAAUGCAUACUGGAGAUGGAGAGAGAGAUAGAUACGUUGAUGUUUUUUUUUUCUUGCUCUGAUAAAAGUUUUUUGAUAUUGUUUUGUUUUAUUGAAAUAACAUUCUUUCUGAUGUAUGAAUUAUGAUUCACGUUCCAUUUUUUAUUUGUUUAGAUCGAUCCAUAUUCAUAUAAUGAGAGACACGUAUAAAGAG
This is a messenger RNA of Lactuca virosa, 2188 nucleotides long. Lineage: Eukaryota; Viridiplantae; Streptophyta; Magnoliopsida; Asterales; Asteraceae. The record is from the annotation of a GenBank genome assembly.